Messenger RNA from Closterium sp. Naga37s-1, 3519 nucleotides. Lineage: Eukaryota; Viridiplantae; Streptophyta; Zygnematophyceae; Desmidiales; Closteriaceae. The record is from the annotation of a GenBank genome assembly.
AUGAGUUGUGACUCGACUCAAGCACUGCCUGAUUGCCUGGUGGGAUCCCUCGAGACUGCCGAAGGAGCCAUGGACGAGAGAGUGGUGCGACUGGCGAAAUCUUCGGGGUGCCUCGUUCGAGUGCAGGGGCCCGAUCCCAAGGGCCGUAAGCUGCUGCGGUUCGACUUUUACCAGUCCAGGGAUGAGGGUAGGAUUUCUCACGCCAUUCGUCCUUGGUAUCCCCUCCCUCUUCCCCCUCCACCCUUGUGCUCCUACCCUCCCAUUCCUUUUCCGCCCUACUCUUUUACCUGCCCACACCCGUCCCGGCUACACUCCCUCCUGUCCUCCCACCCCUGCUCGCCCCUUUCCCUCUACCCGUCCCCCCCCCACCACCAUGUAACUCUGCAACAGCCAUGUCAGCACUGCCAAUGGAACAACAGCCGUGUCAGCGUCUGGCAUCGUGCUGCCUGCCGGGGCGACUGUCUGAUUCCUGAGGCGCUUAAAAUAUCUCGCCCCUCCGCCGUACCCCCCACCACCUUCCCUCCCAGCAACGGCACAACAGCCGUGUCAGCGUCUGGUAUCGUGCUGCCAGGGGGACUGUCUGAUUUUGGACCCCAGCUGGAUGGGCAUGUGGGGGGGGGCGGGGGGAUGGUGGCAGAAAAGGAGGAGGUUAAGAGGAGCAGGUGGGAUGGGGAGGAGGUGACAGUGAUUGUGCCUGGGAGGAUUGUUCGCUCCUUUGUAAUGCAGCAGCAACAGACGUCCAAGUACCAACCCGUGCAGCAACGCUGGCGCUUUCAACAGCAGCAGCAGCAGCAGCAGCAGCAGCAGCAGCAGCAGCAGCAGCAGCAGCAGCAAAGCGCAUCGGCACCCCAUUUGCUUCCUGGCACGCGCAUCGACAUUACCCUUGAGGUACCCCCGCAGUCACAGCCCUUCUCUCUUCCAGCGGAUCUCCUCUGCUUUGUGAGUGCCUGCCUCUGUCGUAGGAGAGAAGAUGUGAAGAGUAGUUACAAGGUGGAGCUUCCAGGCAUGAGCUCUUACCUGGCAGCAUCACUCCUGGCCUCUAACUCUCACUGCCCACCCAUCCUCCCCUCCAUCUUCCUCCCUUCUAUCCCCCUUCCUCUUCCCAAACCCCCCUGGACACCUCUCUCUUUGAUUUUCCAGGUGGAGCUUCCAGGCAUGAGCUCUUACCUGGCAGCAUCAUUCCAGGCCUCUAACUCUGACUGCCCACCCAUCCUCCCCUCCAUCUUCCUCCCUUCCCUCCCCCUUCCUCUUCCCAAACUCCCCUGGACACCUCUCUCUUUGAUUUUCCAGGUGGAGCUUCCAGGCAUGAGCUCUUACCUGGCAGCAUCAUUCCUGGCCUCUAACUCUCACUGCCCACCCAUCCUCCCCUCUCUCUCCCCCUCCCUGUCAUCCGGAGUGCUCUCAGCAGUGCUGCCUGCAGGGAUCCUAGCCGUCGACCUGCCCGUUUUGCCAGGCAUGGAGGGGGCGCCCGUGUUAGACGCCAUGGGAUGCAUCAAGGCCAUGCUGCUGCCACCUGUGACCAUGCACCAUCCUCUCAUGCCAUCAGCCACCGUGACCAUCACGGUUGCUGUUUCCAUCUCAUUGAUCGCAUCUGCCAUCCAGUCGGCGUCCGACACGUCAUCGCGCACCCAGGAAUCUUCAGCUGCCCAACCGAAGCCGCACAGGGCCCAAGUUCCUGCAUCAGAUUUUAUAUUUUUUAGAAAGAUGAACGAUUUACCGUUUUAUAAGAUCGAUGCUGCAUCAUGCCGAGCAGUAGACACAGCUCCAAUUGCUUGCAGCACCGGUGAAAUGCUCCCACUGAAUACACAAGUACAGCGCUCCCUUGCAGCAGCUGCCGUACCAGACACACGGCCAUCCCUUGCAGGAGCGGCAGGGGUAGGACUAGGAGCAGGAAGAGGAGAAGGUAUAGGAGUAGGAAGAGGAGGGGCAGGAGGAGGCGUGGUGAGAGCGGUGGCAGCAGCACUGCCAUCCGUUGUAGGCAUAGUGGUGGGGGGAACAGUGUGGGGCUCUGGAGUGAUCAUUUCCCCCUCUGGUCUCAUACUCACCAAUGCUCACAUCCUCACUCCCUUGCUCAAGCAGCGGCAGCUGUCAGUUCAGAGAACGAGUUUCCACAAUUUGAGUUCUGAGAACCCUUCGGAAACCCACUCUUCAACCUUUUCCUCGUUCCUCUCUUCUCCUCCAUCUGUCUCCUCCUCGUCCUCGUCCACCUCCUCCUCCUCGUCCCCUUUCUCAUCCCCUUCUCUUGACCUCCUCUCCUCUCCCCCUGCUCACGACAUUUGGGUUCGAGUUCCGUCCUCCUCUUCCCUUCUUUCCUCCACUCCACCCUCCUCCCUUGUCUCCUCCAACCCAUGUUUCCCACCAGCAGCAGCAUGGGUGCGGGCAGGUAUCAUCUAUGUGUGCUCUGGCUCCCUGGACGUUGCCCUGCUGCACCUGCACCAGAUACCACCUGCACCUGCACUUGAACCUGCACCUCUAGAUAACAGACAGCACCUGCACCAGAUACCACCUGCAUCUCUGGACCACAGUCAGUCCCUGCACCAGAUACCACCUGCACCAUCAAGACAUACCUACCCCAGACAAACGCACCAGCAUACGACCACAGCACAGCCAGCAGAUUCAAGCGAGGGGAGUCCACAACAACCCAGCAGCAGCAGUCUGGCUGUCCGUCCCAUUCGCCCAAGUGCCUCGGAGCCUGAGUGUGGCUCUACAGCUGUCGUCAUUGGUUAUGCUGUCUUCCCGCCCGCUGUGGCCACUCCCCCAUCAGUCUUCUCAGGCAUCAUCUCUCGAAUUGUCUCAGUCGACCUGCAGCACGAGCAGCAGCACGAGCAGAGAUUUGAGACCAAGAGCAGCAGCACUGGCUCACCUGAUGGGUUGAGAGGCGGGCAGCAAGAGGUAGAGGCGUGUCAGAGCACAGCGGAGCAUACAGGGGCGCUUGAUCAAGGGAGAAGAGGAGGAAAGAGAGGAGGGAGGGUGGCAGCGGCGAGUCAAAGCACAGUGGAGCAGAUAGGGGCGCAUGAUCAAGGGAGAAGAGGAGGAAAGAGAGGAGGGAGGGUGGCAGCGAUGGUGCUGACGACUGCAGCAGUGCAUGCCGGGGCGAGCGGAGGGGCGGUGGUGAAUGCACAGGGGGAGAUGAUCGCACUCGUGACAAGCAAUGCCAAGCACAACCGCCAUGGCACCAUCCUCCCGCACCUCAACUUCUCCAUCCCCCUCGCGCUCCUCCUUCCCGUCUUCCACUUCGCUUCAUCCCUCCACUCUUCCCUCCACACCUCCCACCACUCCCCCCCCCACUCCCCCCUCUACUCCCCUCCCCCUCCUCCAUUCUCCCCUGCAUGGGCCUCCGUCGUACAUCUCCUUCUCACUCGCUUCCUCCUCCCCCUCAACACCCCCUCUCCAGCCAUCCACGCCCUCUGGUCCCUCGCCCCCUCCUCCCACCUCACUCUCCCUGACAUCCCUCGUCCCCCGCUGUCUCUCUCUCGCCUCAUCACCCCCUCAGUACAGACAAACAGAGCCAGGUUAUGA